GACGAUAAUCUAUGAAUGUUGUUUGUAGUCGUCAGAUGUCUUUGAGUAACGUUACAGUGAAGAUGUAAAGAGCAGAGGCACAGAGGAGUCACUGGACAACUUUGAAGACAAGAGUCACUGUAAACUGUACUCACCAAGAGCAGACAGAUUAACCCCCUGUAACUGUUGCAUGAUGCAGCAUACUUUGACUGGAUGACACAUCCGGGUCAGUGAAGUGCCUCUGUUUUUCUGCUGGACUGAACAUUGACAUUCGGAAGCUGCUCUGUAACCCAGCACAUAUUUUUUUAAGAGUCAAGCUAUUAGUAAACUAAUCCAUCAUGAGUGCCCAAGUGGAGGCAGAUGUCCGCACCAUAUCUCCUGAGAUGCCGGCCAUGUUUGAUGGCAUGAAGCUGGCUGCUGUAGCCACGGUGCUGUAUGUCAUAGUGCGGAGCCUGAACCUGAAGUGUCCCACGGCAGCCCCUGACAUCACCUGUCAAGAUACCCCUCUCAAUCGUUACCUGCUCAAGUCUUGCCCCAUUCUAACCAAAGAGUACAUCCCUCCCUUGUUAUGGGGAAAGAGUGGACAUCUCCAGACUGCUCUUUAUGGGAAGAUGGGAAGGGUAAAGUCCCCUAAACCUUGUGGGCUGCGUAAGUACCUGCCUAUGCCUGAUGGAGCCACUGCCACCUUUGACCUGUUUGAGCCACAAGGCGUCCACAGUACAGGAGAUGACAUCACCAUGGUGAUCUGUCCUGGGAUCGGUAACCAUAGUGAGAAGCAUUAUAUACGGACCUUUGUGGAUUACUCACAGAAACAAGGCUACAGGUGCGCCGUUCUCAACCAUCUUGGAGCGCUACCAAACAUCGAGCUGACUUCCCCAAGGAUGUUCACCUAUGGUUGUACCUGGGAGUUUUCAGCCAUGGUGGGCUACAUUAAACGCACAUUCCCACAAACUCAACUCAUCGUGGUGGGCUUCAGUCUGGGAGGGAACAUCGCCUGCAAGUACCUGGGUGAGAAUCCAGCCAAUCAGGAGCGAGUGCUGUGCUGUGUCAGCGUCUGCCAAGGAUAUAGUGCUUUGAGGGCUCAGGAGACAUUUCUACAGUGGGAUCAGUGCAGGAGACUAUACAACUUCCUCAUGGCGGACAACAUGAAAAAAAUAAUUCUAUCUCACAGGGCAAGUUUAUUUGGUAUGAGCUCUAGCAAUAUGGAGGCUGCCGACCUCAGCCGCCUGUAUACAGCCACUUCACUCAUGCAGAUUGAUGACAACAUUAUGAGGAAGUUUCAUGGACACAACUCCCUAAAGGAGUACUAUGAGAAGGAAAGCUGUGUGCAUUAUAUUCACAAUAUCAGCGUUCCUCUCCUCUUGAUGAACUCUUCAGAUGAUCCAUUAGUCCACCAGUCACUGCUGACGAUACCUCGCACACUAGCAGAAAAGAAGCAAAAUGUGAUCUUCACUCUGACACUACAUGGAGGUCAUCUCGGCUUCUUUGAAGGCGCUGUUCUUUUUCCUCAACCUCUUUCCUGGAUGGACAAAGUCAUAGUUAGUUAUGCCAACGCUAUCUGUCAAUGGGAGAAACACAGGCCGCAGUGCCAGUAGGAAAAAUAAUGCCUUGUGCAACACUAAGCAUAACACUUUAUGGUGUUCUCGUUUUCUCUGACUUGAGGUUAGAUGAUGGUUUCUAAAUGUCUGACUUACCAGAGUUUGCUCUGACCUUCAAGCAGGAAUUUGAGAGAAAGCACAUAUGGUAAUAAAUUACACUUACCAUAAGUUGAGUCAGAUGUCAAUGGUGUAUCACUACAAAGCCUGACAAACUGUGCAGAGGGAUUCAUAAAAUGUUUUUGAAAAAGGUUAUAGUGAACCUUGGGGAAAAAACAUACUUGGUAAA
This is a messenger RNA of Sinocyclocheilus rhinocerous, 1863 nucleotides long. It is a transcript of the gene abhd2b, whose product is annotated as abhydrolase domain containing 2, acylglycerol lipase b. Gene Ontology annotation, biological process: steroid hormone receptor signaling pathway; medium-chain fatty acid catabolic process; medium-chain fatty acid biosynthetic process. Gene Ontology annotation, molecular function: monoacylglycerol lipase activity; acetylesterase activity. NCBI's taxonomy places the organism in Eukaryota, Metazoa, Chordata, Actinopteri, Cypriniformes, Cyprinidae. Bases 318 to 1574 code for a protein of 418 amino acids. Gene Ontology annotation, cellular component: sperm plasma membrane; sperm flagellum. The record is from RefSeq and is a predicted model, not a curated record. The transcript has 11 exons.